Molecule: messenger RNA, 1938 nt
Organism: Phlebotomus papatasi
Lineage: Eukaryota; Metazoa; Arthropoda; Insecta; Diptera; Psychodidae
Gene: CCT5
Product: T-complex protein 1 subunit epsilon
Exons: 2
Coding region: 167-1789 (540 amino acids)
Biological process (GO): protein folding
Cellular component (GO): chaperonin-containing T-complex
Molecular function (GO): ATP hydrolysis activity; ATP binding; ATP-dependent protein folding chaperone
Source: RefSeq, a predicted model, not a curated record
CGGGGAAAAUACGCAAGGAUGCGCUAGUGUCGUGGAUUCUUCUAGAAUUUUGACAUUUCGGUCGGCAAAUUGGUGAAAAAUUGUGUUGGGUGCAGAAACAUCUGUUUAUAUUCUGUGAAAAUUCAAGUCAUCCGUGUGUGCUUUUGCGUGAAUUGCGUGCGUGAAGAUGGUGUCAAUGCCGGGAUCGAUUGCAUUUGAUGAAUUCGGGCGUCCAUUCAUCAUAUUGCGCGAUCAAGAGAAACAAAAGCGCCUCACGGGGAAUGAUGCCAUCAAGAGCCAUAUUAUGGCCGGAAGGCAGAUUGCCAGCACAAUAAGGACAUCAUUGGGGCCUAAGGGGCUCGAUAAGAUGCUGGUGAGUGGAGAUGGUGAGGUUACAGUGACCAAUGAUGGGGCUACAAUCCUGAAAAUGAUGGAGGUUGACCAUGAGAUUGGGAAGUUGAUGGUGCAGCUGAGUCAGUCACAAGAUGAUGAGAUUGGUGAUGGAACGACGGGGGUUGUGGUGCUGGCAGGAGCAUUGCUGGAACAGGCUGAAUCACUAUUGGAUAGGGGGAUACAUCCAAUAAGAAUUGCAGAUGGUUUUGAAUUGGCAGCACAGUGCGCUGUGAAGCAUUUGGAGAGCAUUGCUGAACCCUUUCCGGUGACAAAGGACAAUACUGAGCAAUUGGUGAAGGUAGCAAUGACCACAUUGGGGAGUAAAAUCAUCAAUAAGUGUCACAGACAAAUGGCAGAGAUUGCAGUGAAUGCGGUGCUUUCAGUGGCUGAUCUGGAGAAGAAGGAUGUGAAUUUUGAGUUGAUAAAGAUUGAAGGGAAGGUCGGUGGGAGGAUGGAGGACACGGCUUUGGUCAAGGGGGUGGUCAUUGAUAAGUCAAUGAGUCAUCCGCAGAUGCCAAAGACGCUUAAGGACGUCAAAUUGGCCAUCCUGACGUGUCCGUUUGAGCCUCCAAAGCCCAAAACCACUCAUAAACUCGAUGUGACGUCAGCUGAGGACUACAAGGCUCUGAGACUGUAUGAACAGGAAAAAUUUACACAGAUGGUGGAACAGGUGAAAGCUGCCGGAGCCACAUUGGCCAUCUGUCAGUGGGGCUUCGAUGAUGAGGCCAAUCAUUUGCUGCUGCAACAGAAUUUGCCGGCUGUUCGUUGGGUUGGUGGUCCGGAAAUUGAAUUAAUUGCAAUUGCCACGGGUGGAAGGAUUGUUCCGCGUUUUGAGGAAUUGUCAGCAGACAAACUCGGUAUCGCUGGACUUGUCCGGGAAAUUUCCUUUGGCACGAGCAAAGAGAAGAUGCUGGUGAUUGAAGAGUGUAAAAACACCAAGGCAGUCACAAUUCUCAUUCGUGGAGGGAAUCAGAUGGUCAUUGCUGAGGCCAAGAGAUCUCUCCAUGAUGCUCUAUGCGUCGUGAGAUCACUAAUUAAGGACUCAAGGAUUGUCUACGGAGGAGGAGCAGCAGAAAUUAGUUGUGCAGUGGCUGUGGCCAGGGAGGCAGAUCAACUGUCUACCCUUGAGCAGUAUGCCUUCAGGAGUUUCAGUGUAGCCCUGGAGAGUGUUCCUCUGGCUCUGGCUGAAAACAGUGGUCUGGCACCAAUUGAGACUCUGACGGAGCUCAAGUCGCGCCAAUUGAGCGAGAAGAGCAACACACUGGGAGUCGAUUGCAUGCUGACAGGGAAUUCAGACAUGAAGGAGCACAAUGUGGUGGAAUCUCUGCACUCGAAGAAACAGCAGAUUAUUCUGGCCACGCAAUUGGUUAAGAUGAUCCUCAAAAUUGAUGACAUCCGAUCUCAGGGCGACUUCUAAUUUUGAUGACUUUGCCCGAUGUAUUAGCUUUUGCAUUCACGUUCUCAAUAGCCUUCGUAAUAAAUUAAUAACAUUUUUUCCAGUAAUUCUUUUUUUCUGUAAACACAUGAAAGCAGCAUCAAUAAAGGACAUUAACAUUUUAAUAGAAA